CUUAAUUAGCUCUUCCUCCUCUUUCUUCAAAUUGCUUUGCAGGCUCUCUCCCCCCCACCCUCCUAUAAAUUAAACCCUUAAAGGAUCAAAACAAACCCAUCUGCCUCUCAUUUCUCAGCAUGGAUUUCUUCCACCACGCUCAAAGCCAACAAAAACGCCGGCGCCCACCAAAACACAGCAACAAAAGGGGGCUAACACAUGACCAGGUGAGGCUUCUAGAGAGAGCCUUCACCACCACCAAAAAGCUUGAGCCUGAGCUCAAGCUUGAACUCGCUAAUCAAUUGGGUGUCCCUCCAAAACAAGUUGCUAUUUGGUACCAAAACAGGAGAGCGAGAUGGAAGACACAAAGCUUGGAGCUUGACCACCGUAGGCUACAAGUGAAGCUAGAAAAUGCAUUGGCUGACAAAAGGAGAUUAGAGAGAGAAGUUGUUCAACUCAGAGACGAGUUAAGGGAGGCUCAAAUAAUGGCGUUUGCUUUCAGCCCUGAGAUGGUUCCUUCUCAUCCUGCUCCUUCUCCUCUUCCUUUUCACUCUUGUUUUGAAGGAGGUAGCUUAGCUAGUUUGCAUGAAGACGUGAAUGGUGAGGUCUUGCAAUUUGAUGAGCUUUAUGCUUGUUUGAUUGGCUCUGGUUGAUCAAGCUGAGGUUAGUGGGUUCUUGGCUGAGUUAAACUACGUCUUGUUUUCUGGAAAAACAAGUUUUUGGGGCCACUGUUGUGUAGCUCUGGGAAUUGAAACGCCCUGCUGCAGAGAUUUUGGCUGGAUAAUUGAGUAGGUGCAUGGUCUGCUGAUGAAGGUGACGAAAUAAUGUAUAAUUUCAAUCACUACUCUACUCCAUAUAUGUUUAAUAUCAUUAUGAGUUAUGUUAUGAGUUA
Molecule: messenger RNA, 871 nt
Organism: Manihot esculenta (cassava)
Lineage: Eukaryota; Viridiplantae; Streptophyta; Magnoliopsida; Malpighiales; Euphorbiaceae
Product: homeobox-leucine zipper protein ATHB-52
Exons: 1
Coding region: 120-632 (170 amino acids)
Biological process (GO): positive regulation of DNA-templated transcription
Cellular component (GO): nucleus
Molecular function (GO): DNA-binding transcription factor activity, RNA polymerase II-specific; sequence-specific DNA binding
Source: RefSeq, a predicted model, not a curated record